This is a messenger RNA of Alternaria rosae, 384 nucleotides long. RefSeq lists its product as uncharacterized. The transcript has a single exon. The record is from RefSeq and is a predicted model, not a curated record. NCBI's taxonomy places the organism in Eukaryota, Fungi, Ascomycota, Dothideomycetes, Pleosporales, Pleosporaceae. The annotation marks the transcript as partial.
CCUCAAGAGGUACCUCAUGAGGAGACGAGCCUGCUGUGCAAGAAAGCUCUAGACCGCCUACGAUGGGACCUGCUCGCCCCACCGUCUACCGUUCAGGUCAUCGAUGUCAACGAAGAGGGCGAGCCGAUCUGGCGGUCAAUACUGGUGGACCCAAAGCACCCUCUAGCUGAUGAAGCUGUUACCGAAGUACCGCGUUCUCGAAUGCGUAUCGUAUUUGGCAUGCUCGAAGGUUGGGAGUGUUGGGAGAGGUACGAGGACAACCCACCCCCAGCGCCUCUACUCAUCGAGAAUAUCGAUGGCAAAACCAUCACUAUCGAGCAAUUCAUCGUCAAGGUGUCCGAAUACGCCCAAAGUUUGCGGGAGACGAUAUUCGAAUGCAAGGGU